Messenger RNA from Guillardia theta CCMP2712, 366 nucleotides. RefSeq lists its product as hypothetical. NCBI's taxonomy places the organism in Eukaryota, Cryptophyceae, Pyrenomonadales, Geminigeraceae. The record is from RefSeq and is a predicted model, not a curated record. The transcript has a single exon. Bases 1 to 366 code for a protein of 121 amino acids.
AUGUUCCCCACAGAGUCUCCAAGGUGUGUAGAUGCAUCCUACGUGACAGAACAGAUGGACGUGCAUUCUUGCAAUACUGUCAGCAUGGAAGUUGCCUCCAUGACGCAGAUAGAUUCGUCAGAGAUUGAAUGUUGCGGCACCGACUCACGAGCUGCAAGGCUAUGGGAUGCAAACUCAAACGUGACGAAUGGCAUUUUCUUCGCGUCAGGAGAAGAAUUUCUCAGGAAUGAAUCGAACCUGGAUGAUAUUGGAAUCGAAAGCUCAUUUCAAUCGCUGGAGGAUGCAUUGGAAUCAAAUUGUCAACAAGAAAACUGUAUACUUCAGCCGACAAGCCCUUGGGAGUGCACCUGGCACAGCCAAUCAUAA